Molecule: messenger RNA, 3330 nt
Organism: Columba livia (rock pigeon)
Lineage: Eukaryota; Metazoa; Chordata; Aves; Columbiformes; Columbidae
Gene: LMNA
Product: lamin A/C
Exons: 12
Coding region: 135-2108 (657 amino acids)
Biological process (GO): protein localization to nuclear envelope; heterochromatin formation; nuclear pore localization
Cellular component (GO): nuclear lamina; nuclear envelope
Molecular function (GO): structural constituent of cytoskeleton
Source: RefSeq, a predicted model, not a curated record
CCUCCCGCUGCACAGCCCAGCUGGGAUAUAAGCAAGUCACUCAGACAGCCGGGAGCAGCAGAGACAGCUGGGUGGGUGGCGUGGGACAUUGAGCUGUGACCUGCGCUGUGUCCUUUGCCUCGACACCGGACCCCAUGGCGACGCCUUCGCAGAAGAGAAGCACCCGCAGCGGGGCUUCGGGGACCCCCUUGUCCCCGACCCGCAUCACCCGCUUGCAGGAGAAGGAGGAACUGCAGGAGCUCAAUGACCGCUUGGCCGUCUACAUCGACAAGGUGCGCUCGCUGGAGCUGGAGAACGCCGGGCUGCGGCUCCGCAUCACCGAGUCGGAGGAGGUGGUGAGCCGAGAGGUCUCGGGCAUCAAGGCUGCCUACGAGUCGGAGCUGGCGGACGCCCGCAAGACCUUGGAUUCGGUGGCCAAGGAGAGAGCUCGGCUGCAGCUGGAGCUGAGCAAAGUCCGGGAGGAGCACAAGGAGCUGAAAGCCCGGAAUGCCAAGAAGGAAGGGGACCUGCUGGCGGCCCAGGCGCGCCUCAAGGACGUGGAGGCUUUGCUCAACUCCAAGGAGGCCGCGCUGUCCACGGCCCUGGGCGAGAAGAGGAACCUGGAGUCCGAAGUGCGGGACCUGAGGGCGCAGGUGGCCAAGCUGGAAAGUGCCUUGAGCGAAGCCAAGAAGCAGCUGCAGGAUGAGAUGCUGCGCCGCGUGGACGCCGAGAACCGGCUGCAGACGCUGAAGGAAGAGCUGGAAUUCCAGAAGAACAUCUAUAGCGAGGAGCUGCGGGAGACCAAGCGCCGCCACGAGACACGGCUGGUGGAAAUCGACAACGGGCGGCAGCGGGAGUUUGAGAGCAAGCUCUCGGAAGCCUUGCAGGAGCUGCGGAGCCAACACGAAGCCCAGAUCAGGCUUUACAAAGACGAACUGGAGAAGACCUACGGGGCGAAGCUGGAGAACGCCAAGCAGUCGGCUGAGAGGAACAGCAACAUGGUGGGUGCUGCCCACGAGGAGCUGCAGCAAACCCGCAUCCGCAUCGACAACCUCUCCUCGGAAGUCAGCCAGCUGCAGAAGCAGCUGGCUGCCAAGGAGGCGAAGCUGCACGAUUUGGAGGAUAUUCUGGCCAGGGAACGCGAGACCAACCGGCGCCUGCUCUCCGACAAGGAGCGGGAGAUGGCUGAGAUGCGGGCACGCAUGCAGCAGCAGCUGGAUGAGUACCAGGAGCUGCUGGACAUCAAGCUGGCUCUGGACAUGGAGAUCAACGCCUACCGCAAGCUGCUGGAGGGCGAAGAGGAGCGGCUCAGGCUGUCCCCCAGCCCGUCCUCCCACAAAGGGGGGUCCCGCAGCCAUUUGUCCACCCCGGGCUCCUCCAAGAAGAGGAAGCUGGAGGACAGUGAGAGUCGGACCAGUUUCUCCCACCAUGCCCGGACCAGCGGCCGUGUGGGGGUGGAGGAGGUGGACUUGGAGGGCAGGUUUGUCCGUCUCAGGAACAAGUCCAAUGAGGACCAGGCGAUGGGGAACUGGCAGAUCAAGCGGCAGAAUGGAGACGAUCCCCCCAUCACCUACCGUUUCCCCCCGAAGUUCACCUUGAAGGCUGGCCAGGUGGUCACGAUUUGGGCCUCAGGGGCCGGGGCGACCCACAGCCCACCCAGCAACAUGGUGUGGAAAGCCCAGAGCAGCUGGGGCUCCGGGGACAGCCUGCGCACGGCCCUGAUCAACUCCAACGGGGAGGAGGUGGCCAUGCGAAAACUGGUCCGCACCGUGAUCAUCAAUGAUGACGACGAGGAUGAGGAUGACGAUGAUGUCAACAUGCACCAUCGCCAUCACCAUGGCACCUGCAGUGGCUCUGGUGACCCCGGCGAGUACAACCUCCGCUCACGCACCGUGGUCUGUGGCACGUGCGGGCAGCCGGCCGAGAAGUCGGGCAGCCAGAACGCCGGGAUCAACACUGUGUCCUCGGGGUCGUCCACUUCCAGUGUGACCGUCACCCGCAGCUACCGCAGCAUUGGUGACUCAGGCAGCAUGGGCCUUGGGGAAGGCCUGGUGUCCAGGUCCUACCUCCUGGGGAACUCCAGCCCCCGUCGGCAGGCUCAGGCUGUGCAGAACUGCAGCAUCAUGUAACUCGGCGACACCAUUCCCGUGUUUCCCGGCCAUCUCCAGCUCGUUUUUCCCAAAGCAGAAUAAUUCUUUUCUUUAGAAAAAUAUUAAAAAACCAAGGUUGGGUGUUUUGUUUUCUAUAGCAGGAAUUUUAUAUAUAUAUAUAUAUAUAAAAAUGCUAAAAGAUGCUUUUUUUUUGUAAAGAAAAAGAUCUAUUUCUAUAAAAAAAACCCACAAAAAAUAGCUUUUCAGCUUCAACAAUUUUUUUAACAACUCAGCCAAAGACACCGAGAAAUCAUGUUUACCGAGCAGCCAUGCAGGAAGAGAUCGUCUUUUAAUAGCUGGUUAGAUUAUAUCCUUUUUGCCAAAGCUUUUUAUAUAGGAUGAGGAGAAGCAGCGCCAUCCCCAUCAGUGCAAAGGUGCUGGGGCAGCGGCCGCGUUGGGAGCCCCCAUUCUGGUGCAGGUCAUGGAGAGCCGCUCUCUCGAGCAGAGCGUAUCGUUUUGCAACCCUCUUGAUUAUCUUUUUGGAUCUGAACCCAGAAUUCUUCUUAUUUUUGUUAAAUUUGAUCGUCUCGUUUCACUUCAGCGCCGCCGCGGGGGCUCCGGCAGCUUGUGGGUGAUGCCCUUUGUCUCUCCAUGGCCUUGCGGGCAUUACCCCCUCACCAGCCCCCUGCUCUCACGUCACACCACGUACUGUAUUUCCUACCCGAGGCGCCUCUUUCCUUCUGGAUUCUCCUCUUUUUAAGCAGCCAAGUUGUGCCUUAGCCGAGCGUUCCGGAGCAUCGCUGGGAACCCUGUGCGCGGCGUCGAGAUGGAGGAGGAGGGGAUGCGAUAACCCACCGCAGCUGCAUCCUGGGACCAGUUGGGUUUGGCGAGGGGGUGAUGGACCCGGCGGGACCCCCUCUUUGGGGUUCACCCCUGCUUUUCUUGGCUGUGGUUAGCUGGGGUCUUCUCCAGUGGGGUGAGGCCAAGAAUGGUCGGUCCAGGACAGGGCUGGUUUGCCAUGGAGGCUCUUAGAAGUGAAGGGAAUUUUGGGGUCCAUCCAGCUGUUGACAGGGAUUGCCGCUUUUCACCUCGAUGGGGCACCCCCUGCCUCAAGCGCAGCCCGGGGACAGGAUCGGGUCCCCAGCGCAAGCCCCCCGACUCCAGCGGGGUCUGGUGAGACCACGUAUGUAUCUGUGCUUGCAAAGCUUCUGUGUUACUGCCUGUAUCUCCUUCCAGAAUGAAUACAGCCAAAACCUUCCCA